Messenger RNA from Ichthyophthirius multifiliis, 1025 nucleotides. Its product is annotated as kinase domain protein. Gene Ontology annotation, molecular function: ATP binding; protein serine/threonine kinase activity. The transcript is spliced from 4 exons. Gene Ontology annotation, cellular component: nucleus; cytoplasm. Gene Ontology annotation, biological process: peptidyl-serine phosphorylation; signal transduction; endocytosis. The record is from RefSeq and is a predicted model, not a curated record. NCBI's taxonomy places the organism in Eukaryota, Ciliophora, Oligohymenophorea, Hymenostomatida.
AGAUAGAAUAAAGUUAAAUUUAAAAAGCCUUAUUUUUCUUUAAAAGCUUAAAAAAUAUGGAUAUAAAGGUAGGAAAAUCUUUCAAAUUAACAAAAAAAUUAGGAGAAGGAGCUUUUGGCUAAAUAUUUCAUGGAAUAAAUUUAAAAAAUAAUGUUGAAGUUGCAAUAAAGUUAGAGCCUGUAAAUACGAAACAUCCCUAAUUAUUUUACGAAGUAAAGGUUUAUUAAUAUUUAUUACAAGAAGAUGGUAUUAUGGAUAAAGGAAUUCCUCAAGUUUAUUAUUGUUCAACAGAAGGAGAAUAUAAUAUAAUGGUAAUGGAUUUGCUAGGGCCUUCUUUAGAAGAUUUGUUUAAUUUUUGCAAUAGAAAAUUUGGUUUAAAAACAGUUUUAAUGAUUGCAGAAUAAACGCUUUAAAGAGUAGAAUUCGUCCAUUCUCGUUUUUUCCUUCAUAGAGAUAUUAAACCUGAUAAUUUUGCUAUUGGAUAAGGUAAAAGAGCUAACAAAAUAUUUAUGAUUGAUUUUGGAUUGGCAAAAAAAUAUUAGUAGAAAGAUGGAACGCAUAUUCCUUAUAGAGAUAACAAAAAUUUAACCGGAACUGCAAGAUAUGCAAGUAUUAAUACACAUUUAGGAAUCGAAUAAGGAAGAAGAGAUGAUUUAGAAGCUAUUGGUUAUGUGUUGAUGUAUUUCUUAAGAGGAAUUUUACCAUGGUAAAACUUAAAAGCAAAUAAUAAAAAAGAUAAAUAUGAAAGAAUUAUGGAAAAAAAACUUUCAACCCCAAUUGAAGUUUUAUGCAAAGGAUUUCCUGAUGAGUUUGCUUAAUUUUUAGUUUAUACAAGAAACCUUAGAUUUGAUGAAAAACCUGAUUAUAAUUAUUGUUAAUAAUUGUUUAAAGAUAGAUUUGCUAAAGAAGGUUUUGAAAGAGACAAUGUUUUUGAUUGGAAUAUCGUUGCUAAAGAAAAGAAAAAAGAUAAUAAUGGAUAAUAAGGAACUAGUGAUGAUAAAGUUUAUAAAUUUUUCUAAAUUUGA